GGGUAUUUUCGGGUUUUAGCCCGAAUACAGUGAACGAGUUCCAAAGCCAUAAACCUUGGAUAUUCUUAGGAAUAAGAGGGAUGGGAGAUAUUUUCUAGCUAAUUUCAAGGGUAAUUUUGUAUAAAUGUCUGCAUACAGUGGAGCAGUGAUGGGUUCUCUUCAUCAAACUUUCUGUACUAAGAAUCCCGGGUUGUGUUCGAAGGUCUUUACUACAAAUGAGCAUCGGGUUAGCUUUUCUCGGCGAUGCAGGGUUUCUAGUGUUAAAGGGAGUUUGGUCACUGGAACACCAUCUUCAUCUGCUUCAACCCAAGACACAGUGACUGGGGAAAAUGUGAACAGCUUUGUGGAUUAUCCCCUUGAGGAUGCAGAUCCUGAACUUCAUACACUUAUCCAAAAGGAAAAACAGCGACAAUUUAACUGCUUAGAACUAAUUGCUUCUGAAAAUUUCACAUCUCGGGCUGUCAUGGAAGCAUCUGGUUCAUGUCUCACCAACAAAUAUUCUGAAGGAUUGCCUGGUAAAAGAUAUUACGGAGGCAAUGAAUACAUUGACCAAGUGGAGACCCUCUGCCAGAAAAGAGCUCUGCAAGCAUUCCACCUGGAUGAAAGCAAAUGGGGUGUUAAUGUUCAGCCAUUAUCUGGUUCUCCUGCUAAUUUUGAAGUUUACACUGCUCUCCUCAAUCCUCACGAUCGAAUAAUGGGCCUUGAUCUACCUCAUGGAGGCCACUUAUCUCAUGGCUUUAUGACUCCUAAAAGGCGAGUGUCAGGCACCUCAAUAUUCUUUGAAUCCAUGCCAUAUCGCCUUGAUGAAUCUACAGGCUAUGUUGAUUAUGAUAUGCUCGAGAAAUCAGCUGUCCUUUUCCGACCAAAGUUGAUAAUUGCUGGUGCAAGUGCAUAUCCUAGGGACUUUGAUUAUCCAUGUAUGAGGAAGAUAGCAGACUCUGUGGGAGCAUUUCUUAUGAUGGACAUGGCUCACAUCAGUGGGCUUGUUGCUGCUUCAGUUGUUGCUGACCCCUUUGAGUAUUGUGAUGUGGUUACCACAACUACACACAAGUCAUUGCGUGGUCCAAGAGGUGGUAUGAUCUUUUACAAGAAGGAUCCAGUUCUUGGUGUUGAUUUAGGGACUGCUAUAAACAAUGCUGUUUUCCCUGGUUUGCAGGGGGGUCCUCAUAAUCACACAAUUGGUGCACUUGCUGUGUGUUUACAUCAUGCCCAAUCACCUGAAUUCAAGACUUAUCAGAGCCAGGUGAUAUCCAACUGCAAAGCUUUGGCAUCCAGAUUAGUCGAACUCGGUUACAAAUUAGUUUCUGGUGGAAGUGACAAUCAUCUUGUUUUAGUGGAUGUGAGACCUCUGGGUAUUGAUGGAGCUCGUGUAGAGAAAAUUCUCGACAUCAGUUCUAUCACACUGAACAAGAACUCUGUUCCUGGCGAUAAGAGUGCCCUAGUCCCUGGUGGGAUCCGCAUUGGGACACCAGCGAUGACUACUAGAGGACUGAAGGAGAAGGAUUUCAGAAUGGUUGCCGAUUUCAUUCAUGACGGAGUGCAGAUUGCGCUCACAGCUAAAGCUCGUGCCCCAGGAGCAAAGCUCAAAGAUUUCAUAGAUUUCGUCGAGUCUUCAGAUUUUCCCCUUACGAAUGCCACUUCUGAGCUCAGGAGGAGGGUUGAAGCCCUCACUAAUCAAUUCCCCAUUCCCGGCGUGUAGAGUAAAGAACUUAUAAAGGUUUUGAGAGUUCUAUGACAUUGAGAAAUGUUCAAUGAAGUUUAUCGUGGGAUAUUGCGACAGUGUAAACCCAAAAGGGUUUUUGUGUAGAACGUUGUGCUAUUACACCGAAUCAAGUGUAUCAACAAUUUAUACAAUUCACAUUAGUAUUAUGUUUAAUAAGG
Asparagus officinalis (garden asparagus) is the source of this 1881-nucleotide messenger RNA. Its product is annotated as serine hydroxymethyltransferase 3, chloroplastic. Gene Ontology annotation, molecular function: glycine hydroxymethyltransferase activity; zinc ion binding; pyridoxal phosphate binding. Bases 125 to 1699 code for a protein of 524 amino acids. Gene Ontology annotation, biological process: tetrahydrofolate interconversion; folic acid metabolic process; L-serine catabolic process. The record is from RefSeq and is a predicted model, not a curated record. The transcript has 12 exons. Lineage: Eukaryota; Viridiplantae; Streptophyta; Magnoliopsida; Asparagales; Asparagaceae. Gene Ontology annotation, cellular component: cytoplasm.